AUUCAUUUACCACCACCAUCAAUGGCAACCUUAACCGUGUCGGCAAAGAUUUCGCCAUUCCCCUUUGCUGCAGUAGCGAUAGCAGCGUAUACUCAAAAAGCUGAGAUCGUGUACGAUGAGGCAGUUACUGGACCAGUCCUGGAUCUGAAUGGAUCGACCAUCACCGUUGAAGAAGACAUCGUUCACGCAUUAUCCAAGGCAGGUGGCCUCUCCGAAGACAGCUCCAAGACAGCUACUUUUUUUGCACUAGCAAAGACCUUGCUCACUACAACUACGGUCCCGAAAAUCAUCACUGCUCUCGAUUCAUUAGACGACCAUCUUGCGUUUAGGACCUUCCUUGUUGGACACGACCUUACUGCAUCAGAUUGGAUACUAUGGGGGACCUUGAAAGGCAACAUCAAGAUCAUCGGUCUUCUCAAGAACAACAAGCACGCUCACCUGAAUCGAUGGUUCUCGUAUCUGGAGUCUUUGGAAUCCACUCAAACAGCUAUCGCUGGUUUGACAGCCGCAAAAGCCAGCAAGGCUAGAUCUACCAAGGUUGCAGCUGGAUUUGCCCUUGGUCUCGAGGGUGCAAAGAUGGGCGAAGUAGUCACUCGUUUCCCUCCCGAGCCAAGCGGUUACUUGCACAUCGGCCAUGCCAAGGCUGCACUAUUGAAUCAGUAUUUCGCCAAAAUGUACAACGGAAAGUUAAUCAUUCGUUUCGACGACACUAACCCCAGCAAGGAAACGACUGAGUUUGAGGAUACCAUCCUUGAAGAUCUUUCCCUUCUCGACAUCAAAGGAGACGUGGUCACGCACACUUCUGACUACUUUGAUACCCUAUAUGGCUUUGCCAUCCAAAUCAUCAAGUCUGGUAAAGCCUAUACCGACGAUACCGAGCAAGCUCAGAUGCGUGAGGAGCGUAUGAAGGGAAUAGCCUCAGCCCAUCGAGACGACAGCGUUGAAGAUAACCUCAAGCAUUUCGCCGAGAUGACCGCAGCAUCCCCCGAGGGCCUUCGGUGGUGUCUACGAGCCAAACUGAGUGUAGACGAUAACAACAAAGCUUUACGGGAUCCAGUCAUAUACAGAUGUAACACUUUGCCUCAUCAUCGUACUGGGGAUAAGUGGAAAGUAUAUCCUACCUACGAUUUCGCGUGUCCUAUCGUAGACUCCAUCGAGGGUGUUACUCAUGCACUGAGGACAAACGAGUACCGCGACCGAAACCCGCAGUAUCGCUGGAUGACCGAAGCACUUGGCAUCCGCAACGUCCAAAUCUGGGACUUUAGCCGUCUCAACUUCAUCUACACCUUGCUGUCGAAACGAAAACUGCACCAUUUCGUCAAUACGGGAUUGGUGCGCGGAUGGGACGAUCCUCGUUUCCCGACCGUGCGCGGUAUCCGGCGUCGUGGACUGACUGUUGAGGCCCUUCGCCAGUUCAUGCUCUUGCAAGGCCCAUCCCAAGCGAUAGUUUCAUUGGAAUGGGAUUCCAUCUGGGCGAUGAACAAGAAAGUCAUCGAUCCUGUUGCUCCGCGUCACUGGGCAAUCAUCGGAGCCAACAUCGUCCCUGUCACCAUCAAAGGCGGACCAAGCACGCCCGAGGUGAAAAGUGUGCCGAAACACAAAAAGAACCCUGACGUUGGUGAGAAGAAGACGGUGUAUUCGUCAAACAUCCUUAUCGAUCAGGAGGACGCACAGUCGUUCGACGACCAGGAGGAGGUCACUCUUAUGGACUGGGGCAACGCCAUCGUUCGAUCGAAAACGACCGACGCAGCAGGCCAGGUCACUUCCAUCGAAAUGGACCUUCAUCUUGAGGGUGACUUCAAAAAGACCAAGAAAAAGAUCACCUGGCUCGCUCAACCUACGCCUGAGAACCCUUUGAUCCCGGUCACACUCCUUGACUACGACUACUUGAUCACCAAAAAGAAGCUCGAGGAGAACGACGACGUGAACGACUUUAUCACCCCCGUAACCGAGUUCCGCGAGGCCGCUCUGGCUGAUGCGAAUGUCAAGGACCUGAAGAAGGGCGAUUAUAUGCAGUUUGAGCGGAAGGGAUAUUUCGUGUUUGAUGGCCAGGGGACGGAUGGGAAUUUGGAGUUUAUCAGGAUUCCGGAUGGGAAGGCUGCGGGUUUGGCUAGUAAGGCGACUUCUGUGGCAGUAACGCCUGCUGCUGCUGAGGAGCCGCCGACUAAGAUGUACAAGGUGGAGAGUGUUUAUGGGUCCAAUGUUGUGCCGGAGGCUGAUACGAAGAUGUACAAGGUGAACAGUAUCUACAGUUCAUAAAACUUACAAUAUUCAGCUUAGAAAUGCGUAGAAAUACAGCGGGUAGUUAUAGAAUGUAUGUACAAUUGUGAAUCGCACAGGUAUUGUACAUACCUGGAAUAUGUCAGAGAACACCUGCCUCUUGUGAGGACUCUCGGACGAAUUCCAACAUGAAAGGAAC
Desarmillaria tabescens is the source of this 2419-nucleotide messenger RNA. RefSeq names its product glutamate-tRNA ligase. The coding region runs from base 22 to 2259 and encodes 745 amino acids. The record is from RefSeq and is a predicted model, not a curated record. The transcript is spliced from 8 exons. Lineage: Eukaryota; Fungi; Basidiomycota; Agaricomycetes; Agaricales; Physalacriaceae. Gene Ontology annotation, biological process: translation; glutamyl-tRNA aminoacylation. Gene Ontology annotation, cellular component: methionyl glutamyl tRNA synthetase complex; cytosol; cytoplasm. Gene Ontology annotation, molecular function: ATP binding; glutamate-tRNA ligase activity.